GACGACGACGACGACGACGACGACGACGACGAUGGCAGAAACAGGAGCAGGAGUAACAGCAACAGCAGCAGCAGCAGCAGCAACGGCAGCGGCAGCGGCAGUAGUUGUCGUACUUUUCGUCGUAGUAACUCUAGUAGCAGUGGUAGUAGUAACAGUAGUAGUAGUUGAUAGUAACAGCGACAAUAGCAAUAGCAGCAACAACAGCAGCAGAACGAUACACCGUCGUCGAUUAUCCACAUUCGCGGCAGCAGAGACAAGGCAGGCCACGGGCCAGACCAGGCGCGACCGAAACCGCGAUAGAUCCGACGGUAUAAAAACAACGUACGCCGAUGAGAGACGGGGCCACUCGCGUUAUAUCGAAUAACCCACGUGUUUACGGCGUUAUAUCCAACUAUCCCACCAUCUAUAAUAUAAUAUUACUCUUCCCAAAUGUCCUUCCUCAAGAUAACUUAUAUAUUCUUAGGAGGAUGCUCCGCGUUGAAAAGUCUCGGCUCUCGAGAUCCGUUCACAUGCUCGCGUUAAAAAAGGCAUCGGGUACUUGCUGCUUAUAUCUCUCUCUCUCCCCAACCUAAUGCCGCAUUCUUAUGUACACCGUAUGUCGGGAUAUUUUCAACUCUUAUACUAUUCUUUUAUUGGCUAGUUUCCGCGGCAAAGCAUACCAAUGUUCGAAUACGGUCUUCACGACUGCAAAAUAAAGAGCUUUCUGAACGCUCUGAAACAUUUAUCAAACGUUUCGUCGAACUUACCUCUGACCAAUCACCGAACUCCAUUAUUGACUUGCGCAGUUUAAAUCGGACAAUUCGGACGACGUACCUUCGUUAUUAAUUAUUUCAGUCAUUUUCUAUCGUUUAAUUCGAUUGAUUAGUUUUGAUAUAAAACGCCUUUGAAUUUUACAAUGUUCUGCUUUUGUUUUCAUAAUGUCAUUUCAUUUCACGCGUUUCGAUGCGAAUUGUUGUAUUUCAAAUUAUCGAAAUUAUUUUCACGUAUUUUCAACUGCGUUUGCGUGACCUUACCGCGUUUAUAAUUUCGUUGGUUCGAUAGAAACGUUGUUAAAGAUACGUUUGGAGGAUUUAGAAUUUCAAAUGAUUUAAUUUUAUCGAUUUUAAAUCUCUUAUAGAAAUCUCUUCUAGGAACUUAUUGAUUAACGGUCAAAAGAAGAUUAGAAGGGAUUAGCAAAAAAAAAAAAAAAAUAGAAGCAAAUAUUUUGUUCGAAUCUACUUGAAUUUGAAUUGCCAGUUGUUUUGAUAAAUUUUGAAGUGCGAAAGUAUAAAAAUAUUUUCAAUCUUUCUACGUUAUAUUCUAUAUAUAUCCAUAUACGUACAUACGUACAUACAUCGUACAAAUAACUAUUUGUCGUAAUUUAUAAUUAUUAUUACUAUCACCAUGGUGACAAGAAGGAAAACAAAUCGCAUUUACGCGCUCUUACAUUUAUUUCUACGAAACUUUUAUAUUUCUAUAUAUUUCAAACGUUAUAUGCUUCGAAUAAUAUGAGUUAUUAUUAUAUUGUAAAUUGAAUAUUAUUACUGUAAUUUAUUGAUAUAUAUAUAUAUAUACAAUGAGGUUUAAAAUAUCUGCACAAAGUAGCAAUGGUCAUAAAAAUUUAGUUACGUGUGCAGCUUGGAGUUCGGCAGAAGAAAUAUUUUCUUGCGGAGAGGAUCAUUUACUAAUAUGCUGGUAUUUAGAAAGUGGAAAUGCACAUUCUACUGUUAUUACAGAAUUUUCAUCAGAUUUUUUUCCUACUUCGAUGCAAUGGCAUCCACGUCCUAAUCAUUUAAUAACAGCCAGUAAAAAGCAAUCGUUAGAUAUACUUUUAAUCACUACAGCAGAUGGAAGAUUUCAUUUGGUUAAUAAAAAUGGUCGUAUUGAAAAAAGUAUUGACGCUCACAAAGGUGCUACUACUAUUGGCAAGUGGAGUACAGAUGGUUCGGUAUUGCUUACAGCUGGAGAGGAUGGUUUAAUAAAAGUUUGGUCGCGUAGCGGUAUGCUUCGUUCUGUAAUAGUCAGAGGCAAUUCAUCUAUUUUAACAUCAGACUGGAGUCCAGAUUGUUCUAAAAUACUAUAUUCACAGGGAGGAUAUUUAUUUUUCCAAUCACUCAAUUCCAAUUCUAAACCUUACAAGUGGCAUGCUCAUGAAGGUCUCGUCUUGACUGUUUGCUGGAAUCAUAGUCAUGGAUUUAUUAUUUCUGGUGGAGAAGAUUGUCGAUAUAAAGUUUGGGAUUCUAAUGGUAGUCCAAUCUAUAAUAGUAGUCCUGGUGAUCAUCCUAUUACAGCAGUUAGUUGGUGCAGUUCGGGCGAUUAUUUUGCUAUAGGAUCUUUUAACAUGAUUAAACUUUGUGAUAGAACUGGGUGGUCUCAUUCUUUAGAAAAAAUUAAUACUGGAAGUGUAUAUAGUAUAGCAUGGUCUAGUGAUGGUACUCAGGUAGCUAUGACUUGUGGAAAUAAUGUUUUAACUGGUCAUGUUAUAGGCAAAAGACUCGAAUGGAACAAUUAUGAAGCUACCUUAAUUAAAAGGAAAUUAUUAGAAAUUAAAGAAGUUGGUAAUGAAGUUCAUGAAACUAUAGAAAUAUCCGAUCGUGUAGUUCUAUUGGCAUUUGGUUUUGAUCAUUUAAUUGUGAUCACUCCAGGUCAAUGUCACAUUUAUUCUGUUACAAAUUGGAAUACACCUGCAAUAUUUGACUUAAAAAGUAGUUCUGUAUCAGCAGUUAUUCUUGCAAAUAAACAUUUUUUAUUAGUAGAAUGGAACUCUAUAACGUUAUACAAUUAUCAAGGUCGUUUAUUGGGUGUCCCUAAAUGGAAGGGUAUGACACAAGAACCUCUUUAUCCACCUUGUAUAUCCUUAUGUUUUGAUACUCUUGUUGUUAGAGAUCAGAAAAAUGAAAAAUUACUACAUGUUUUAGAAAUAUCAUAUAACAAGCCAAUUGUUGAAAGUCAGUCACAUUCUCAUCCUCAGAAUAUUACUCAAUUGGCAUUAAAUCAUAUUGGAAGCUCCAGUGAUCGACAAUUAGCACUUAUUGAUAUAACUAAAGAUUUAUAUUUAAUUUCCAUAAGAGCAACUGGUUAUAGCCGAGCAUGUAAAAUAGCUGCUAUGGCACAAAAUGUUAUAUGGGCUGUUGAUGCAAAUGUAUUAGCAGCAAUGUUAGAUGCUACUUUAUCCGUAUGGUUGUGUCCUAAUUGUGUACAUUACAGCGAUCGCAAAAUUAUACGACGAACUAGAAUCGAUAAAGAGAGCAGUGAAUUUGGAAAACAACCAACCAUUAUCAGCGUUUACAAUGGUAUGGUCAACGUAAGACGUGGAGAUGGUGCUUUAGUUUCAUCACAAUUUUAUACUUUUUUUACUAGCUUGCAUCAGCUAAUAUUACAAAAAAAGUGGAAAGAAUCUCUUUCACUCUGUCGCAUUGCUCAGAAUGAGAUAUUAUGGACAUGCAUGGCUAUUAUGGCAACAGAUAACAAAGAGUUGAAUGUUGCAGAAGAAGCAUAUGCAGCUAUUAGAAGAUAUGAUAAAGUUGAUUAUGUUCGACAUAUUAAAAAUUUACCCAAGAUAACAGAAAGAUAUGCGGAAAUGGCGUUAUUAUCUGGUGAUUUGCUAGCAGCUGAAGGUAUACUUUUACAAAAUGGGUUAAUUGAAGAAGCUAUUACAUUAAACAUAAAAGUUUACAAUUGGAAUAGGGCACUUGAACUUGCCAUAAGGCAUAAGAAACAAAUAGAAGAAGUUUUAAAUGCAAGAAAAGAUUAUUUAAAAACAUUAAAAAAAGAAGAAACAAACUCAAGUUAUCUUGCUGCAAUGAAUAAUAUAUCUUCAUCUUUGUUACAACAGGCACCAUCAUCAAUAGAAUGAAUUUUAUUUAUUGAUAUUAUUACUAUGGAAUAAGAUAGAAAUAUUUUAACAAUUUCAAUCAUCAUUUUUAUAAAUUAAUUGAAAAUUAACGACAUUAAGUAUUUAAUAAGUCACGGUAUAUUGACUUUGAAUCAUCGCAACUGUUUAUAAUUAUAUUUGAUUUUAUCUACUUUGAAUUGUAUAUUUCGGAAUAGAAGAUGCGCAAGCGUGUGUGUUAGAGAGAUGAUUGCGACAGGUGGUCGCAUCCGGUAUAGAGUCUACAGUAGUAAAGAAUUUUCUAUCUAUGUAUUGGAUCUGUAACGAUCAAGAAUGCAUCAUAGUUAUAUAGAAUAUUUUCCAAAGGUCAAUGGACCUUAAAUGAUGAUAAUUUCAUCGAAUUCUCUAAGGAUGAUUAAAAAUGAUCAAGAAAAUCUAUUAAAUUUAUUUCCUGUAUGUAUCCAACCAUUUACUACUGCUCCUUAUUUAUUUAUAUUUCUACUCCUUCAUUAUCAUUAUUAUUUUUAUUAACACGAAUAGAUGACAUACACGCACAGAGAGAAAAAUAAAUUAUUUGAAAAAUUCACUGGCCGAAUUUUGUUUCACUGCUAUAUUAGAAUAGAAGAAUAGAAGAUAAUUCGAAAGUGAAAAGUAGGAAGAAAAUCUUUCAAGGAAGUUGAAAUUUAAUUUCAAGCGUUAUCGAAGGUCCCAUUCAAGGUCAACGAGUGCAGAAUACACAUAGAUACCAUAUACAUAGAGCUAUAUAACGAAAGAGAACAUGGAAGUUGUUGCAGUGGGUAUUCCGUCUAUUGCCUUUGAAAUAACUAUUACUAAUCGGAUUGAGAAAAGCUGAGUAGCACCGAUGGGACCUUGAAAAACCUGAAUAUCAAAGAGAAUCGCUAGUUCUAAUGCAUCAACAUGAUUACACAGUUUCCACAAUUCUUUUAGAAAUUACUCCUAUUCUGUUGAUAAUAUAUUCAAGUAGAGACCUUUCAGAAGAAAAAAAAAAAAAAAAAAGACAGAAAGAAACAAGAAAAAAGAAAAGAAGAAAAAAAGAGAUACGUCUAAAACGAUUUAUGUAGAACCGAAAAGACCUAAGCGCACUCGUUUCACCGUGAUUUCGCGUUGGACACAAUGCUUAGCUCGGCUGUAUGGUAAUUGUUAAACUUCCUUCAGCGUAAACGUGUACAACGAGGUCAAUUGGCGUUAAAUGGAAGCAUUAUAGCAUUACGUAACUUAGGACCAUUCUGAAGGGUACACCCACGCGACUAUAACCAUAGCUUUUGUUCAUUCUUUGUCGCCUGAGAUCUAUCGUCUGGGAAAUAUAUUUUUCUAAAUCAAAAGUUAUAUAUCCAGACUCGCGAAACUCUUUCUCUCUCUCUCUCUCUCUCUCUCUCUCUCUCUCUCUCUCUUUUAAUCUCAAUGCUCUUAAUCCUAGAUACAACAAGCUAGAGAUCUCUUCAUUAAUAUUAUUAUUACAAUUUCAAUUUGGAUGAAUUCGCAAUAAUGUAUACAUAACAACAUCUAUUAAGCUUCCCUCGAUAUGUAUAUUUGUUGCAAGAAAAGUGAUGUUAUAAUCUAAAUGAAAUUUUCUUUUUUCUUCUUUUUUUAUUUUUACAAAAAGAUUUAUAUCAAGAGAUAGUCUCUGACCUUAUCACACAUGGCCCCGAGAGAUGAUAACUUGCAUGACCAUCGUGUUACACAGAGGUCGACAAUUGUUGACUAAAGUGAAUCGGUUAAUGUAAGCGUUUGCGGUUCGUACUCUGACUGACUUUCAACAUAAGUGGAGACAAGAUACUCCGUAUUAUUAUUCUAUUUAUUCGUCUUAGAGUAUAAUGAGGUUUAAAUUAAAAUAUCAUUAUUUAUUUUAUCUUUACAACGGAGAAUACAUUUUUAUAUUUUGGAUUAACGAUUUAUUUGUCGCAAGUUUUCUUUUUUUCUUUCUUUCUUUUUUUUUUUAAUUUAUGAUCAAGUCGAAGCAUAUCAUUCAAUACGUCUACCAAUACCAUUUCAGUUUGCUCGUUCGAUAGAAAUUGAUAAGAGCUCGAUAGCAUAUGUAUUCAUACCGUCGGAUCACAAAUCAAACACCGCAAGACCUUGCUUAGAGGUAAAUCAAGUGGCGUGUGUGUUGCUAUCGAUAUCCAAGGAUCGUAAUAAAGGCACCUUGAGCGCGCACAUGUUCAAACGAGGACACGU
This is a messenger RNA of Vespula pensylvanica (western yellowjacket), 6007 nucleotides long. It is a transcript of the gene Oseg5, whose product is annotated as intraflagellar transport protein 80 homolog. Gene Ontology annotation, cellular component: intraciliary transport particle B; centrosome; cilium. Gene Ontology annotation, biological process: cilium assembly. Bases 1556 to 3835 code for a protein of 759 amino acids. The record is from RefSeq and is a predicted model, not a curated record. The transcript has 16 exons. Gene Ontology annotation, molecular function: protein binding. Lineage: Eukaryota; Metazoa; Arthropoda; Insecta; Hymenoptera; Vespidae.